Molecule: messenger RNA, 852 nt
Organism: Melanotaenia boesemani (Boeseman's rainbowfish)
Lineage: Eukaryota; Metazoa; Chordata; Actinopteri; Atheriniformes; Melanotaeniidae
Product: THAP domain-containing protein 1-like
Exons: 3
Coding region: 118-852 (244 amino acids)
Molecular function (GO): sequence-specific DNA binding
Source: RefSeq, a predicted model, not a curated record
CGAUUUGCACGUUACGUCACUUCCGCACAUGCGCGUUGAUGCUGGACGGCGGAAGUGCGGGAAUUUCAAUGGAAGACGCCUUAUAGGGAAUGUUGUUUACCUAAUAAAAAAGUAAAAAUGGUAAUUUCGUGUUGUGCUGUAGGCUGCACCAACAGACAAGGCCACAAGCCAGGGAUUUCCUUUUACAGGAUUCCUAAAAAUCCAGAGCGAAGACGCCAGUGGAUCGCAGCUAUAAAUCGUAAAAGUUGGGAACCAACUGCUCUGUCAAGACUAUGCAGCGAACAUUUUUUAAAUGGUCAGAAAAGCGACAAUCCUUUGUCUCCAAAUUACGUGCCAACAGUUUUUGCACACACCAAGUCCCCACAGAAGAGAAAAGCAAUUACCAAUCUUAAUAAUUUUCAGCGGAGGGAAGCAAUGAAGAAGAGGAAGAGGCAGGAGGGAGAACACAGGCAAGCAGCAAAACAACUGUCUAUGGACAAGGAUACACUAUCAAUAGGCCUACAAGAUGAUGGCCAUGAAGAUGGGAUUGCUGAUGAAGAUGCUGUCAUUGGUGACUGCCAAGCCUCAUUAUCCAGCAGUGUGAUGUGUCAGACUGAGAUGUCAUCUGAAGACAUAUCAUCCUUACUUUUUGAGUGUCAGCAACUGCAGAAAGAGAACACUGAACUCAAGGAGAAAAUCAGGUGUUUAGACCUGUUUGAACAAAACAGUUUUGAAAACAAAGAUGAGAAGGUGAAGGCUCUGACUGGCUUGCCUUUUCAGAAGGAUGGUACAGACUACACCACUCUGGACAAAACAGUCAGAGUGGCAUGUGCUCUUACCAAUCUCUGUCCCUCAGUGGUGCCAGUUGAUUGA